AUGGGCCACGUAGCUCAUCAAGAUGGAGUAUCUGCGAUCGUAUUUGCUACCUUGAUCAUCUUAAAACCAUCAAGCUCAUCAUACAUCUCCAUCAGGUUAAUCGAGGCUGCAGACUUUCCAUUGACUUUCAUGUCAGGCUACACUGUUUCGGCUUCGAGGGGCUUCCCGGACACUGGUACGCAAACUCACAAUCCAACGAUUAUCCCAAAAACCGAUAUUGAAAGGUCGCCAUGUAGGACUGCUCUCUUAUGGAGAAAUGGUGUCUCAAGCUCAAAUGAUAUGUUGGAGACACUGAAUACUCGUGAUUGCCAGAUUAAUCUUCCUGAAUUUAGUGACGCAAUUGAAAUUCCUUGCAUCGGGGAUGCUGAUACAGGUUACGGCAAUGCAGUGAAUAUCCGUCGAACCGUUCAAGGGUGUGGCCACACCAAAGAUAAAGCCGUUUGCUCCAGAGAAGAAGCGUUCUCCAGGAUUCGAGCUGCCGUUGACGCACGAAAUGAAGGAAUGGACAUAGUCAUUAUGGCACGAACAGAUGCCCGUAUUGAUUCUCUUGAUGAAGCUAUAUACAGAUGCAAGGAAUUCCGAAAAUUGGGUGCAGAUAUCACCUUUUUGGAAGCACCUCUGAACAAGGCAGAGAUGAAGCGCUACUGCGAUGAAGUCGAUGGUUGGAAACUUGCAAACAUGGUUGAACACGGCAAGACGCCGAUCUUGCCCAUUGCUGAACUUCAAGAGCUAGGCUAUACCAUUGCUGCUUAUCCGGUCACUCUCCUGUCUGCAUCCGUAAAAGCAAUGCAAGAUACUUUGGCCGCAAUAAAAACUGGACAGCCAAAAGAUAUUUUCCCACACAUCCUUCCCUUUGACAAGCUCUGUGACGCCGUCGGCUUCAAUACAUACUAUACAGUCGAGAAGAGGUACCGGGAAAAUCCCGAUGCAAAAGAAGCCUCUGACGCAAAGGAAGAAGAGCAGCCAGCCACAAAAAGAAGGAAGGCGAAAAAGUGA
Synchytrium microbalum is the source of this 996-nucleotide messenger RNA. RefSeq lists its product as uncharacterized. The coding region runs from base 1 to 996 and encodes 331 amino acids. The record is from RefSeq and is a predicted model, not a curated record. Gene Ontology annotation, molecular function: catalytic activity. The transcript has 7 exons. NCBI's taxonomy places the organism in Eukaryota, Fungi, Chytridiomycota, Chytridiomycetes, Synchytriales, Synchytriaceae.